Galendromus occidentalis (western predatory mite) is the source of this 978-nucleotide messenger RNA. Its product is annotated as 26S proteasome non-ATPase regulatory subunit 8. Gene Ontology annotation, biological process: proteasome-mediated ubiquitin-dependent protein catabolic process. The coding region runs from base 113 to 910 and encodes 265 amino acids. The transcript is spliced from 4 exons. Gene Ontology annotation, cellular component: cytosol; proteasome regulatory particle; proteasome regulatory particle, lid subcomplex. The record is from RefSeq and is a predicted model, not a curated record. NCBI's taxonomy places the organism in Eukaryota, Metazoa, Arthropoda, Arachnida, Mesostigmata, Phytoseiidae.
AUUAGGGACGGCUUUGGCUUAGCAAUAAACACUGAGUCGGCGAAAAUUCCAAUAGAAGCGCUGAAGUUGGGAGAUAUCAGGUUUAUAUUGCGUUACCUUGCGGACUUCUGACAUGGAUCUUGACCAGGUGGUGUCUUGUUACCAGCAGCUCAUGAAAGAAUGGAAUUCGAAGAGACCGAACUACAUCGAGAAAUGUGGACAGCAUCUCGCAAAACUGAAGGUCGGAUUAACUCACUGCGCCUUUCUUCCGACGGCUGAAUGCGAAAAUAAGAAGGAACUCUUGGUGGCCCGCGAUAUCCUCGAAAUUGGAGCACAAUGGAGCUGCGCCGCGCGAGAUAUACCUUCUUUUGAGAGAUACCUUUCGAUGCUAAAAACGUACUACAUGGAUUACAAGAACGAUCUGCCGGAAUCCUCCUACAAAUACCAGCUCUUGGGUUUGAACUUGUUGUGUCUCCUGGCGCAGAAUCGGGUGGCCGAGUUUCACACAGAGCUGGAAUUGCUUCCACCGAAAGAAAUUCAAACCAAUGUCCACAUUUCCCAUCCAGUCUCAAUGGAACAGUUCCUGAUGGAGGGGAGCUAUAACAAGAUCUUCCUCUCGAAAGACAAUGUCCCCGCUGCGAGUUACACUUUUUUCAUGGACAUACUUCUGGAUACCGUCCGUGGAGAGAUUUGCAGCUGUGCAGAGAAGACCUACGAGAGAAUUUCGCUGCCCGAAAUCAGUCGGAUGUUAUAUUUUGAUUCGGUGAAAUCCGCCGGCAAUUACCUGGCAGUUCGGGGCUGGAAAUUGCAAGGGAACGUCUUCGUGUUGAGCUCGCCGAAGGACUGUAAAACAGAAGAAACCUUUAUACCGGCUGACACUUUUGCAUCGAAGACGAUUGAUUACGCCCGUGAGAUGGAGCAGAUCGUGUAAAUGAUUUCGUGUCACGAAGAAAUAUAUGGAAGGCGAAUGAGGGAAUAAAUAUAUGAAUUUACACAAUA